CCUGAGGCGCCGGCGGCCCCGGGAGGUCCCAGGAAUCGCUCAGGACCUGGCUCUCCUCGCCUGAGCUCCUGGGGUCGCCAUGGGCCACUGUUACCGCAUCCGCGUGGCCACCGGAGCCUGGCUCUUCUCCGGGUCACACAACUGCGUGCGCCUGUGGCUGGUCGGGGAGCGCGGAGAAGCAGAGCUGGAGCUACAGCUGCGGCCCGUGCGAGGAGAGAAAGAGGAGUUUGUUCUGGAUAGUCCGGAGGACCUAGGCACAUUGCAAUUCGUGAAACUGCGCAAACAGCACUCACUGGUGGACGACGCAUGGUUCUGCGAUCGCAUCACCGUGCAGUGUCCGGGAACCUCUGCAGAGACCGCGUUCCCGUGCUACCGCUGGGUGCAAGGCAAGGGCGUCCUGAGCCUGCCCGAGGGCACAGCCCGCCUGGCAGGAGACAAUGGCUUGGACGUCUUCCAGAAGCAUCGGGAGAAGGAAUUGAAGGAAAGACAACAGAUCUACUGCUUUGUCCCAACUUCUAGCUGGGCCACCUGGAAGGAAGGGAUACCCCUGACAAUAGCUGCAAACUGUUUGGAUGACCUACACCCAAAUGUGAGAUUCCAAGAGGAGAAGAGGCUAGACUUCGAAUGGGCACUGAAGGCAGGGGCUCUGGAGAUGGUCCUCAAACGUGUUUACACCCUCCUGAGCCGCUGGAACCGUCUGGAAGACUUUGAUCUGAUCUUCUGGGGCCAGAAGAGUGCCCUGACUGAGAAGAUCCACCAGUGCUGGCAGGAGGAUGACUUUUUUGGCUACCAGUUCCUCAAUGGCACCAACCCCAUGCUAUUGAGACGCUCCACCUCUCUGCCAUCCAGGCUGGUGCUGCCCUCAGGAACAGAAGAACUUCAAGCCCAGUUGGAGAAAGAACUUCAGAAUGGUUCCCUAUUUGAGGCUGACUUUAUCCUGCUGGAUGGAAUUCCAGCCAAUGUGAUCAAAGGAGAGAAGCAGUAUCUGGCUGCCCCCCUUGUCAUGCUGAAGAUGGAACCCAAUGGGAAACUGUUACCCAUGGUCAUCCAGAUUCAACCUCCCAAUCCCAGCUUCCCAACCCCAACACUGUUCCUGCCAUCAGAUCCUCCACUUGCCUGGCUCCUGGCCAAGUCCUGGGUCCGAAAUUCAGAUUUCCAACUGCACCAGCUCCAGUAUCAUUUGCUGAACACUCAUUUGGUGGCUGAGGUCAUCGCUGUUGCUACUAUGAGGUGCCUCCCAGGAUUGCACCCUGUUUUCAAGCUCCUGGUCCCCCAUAUCCGCUAUACUUUGGAAAUCAACACCCGGGCCCGAACCCAGCUCAUUUCAGAUGGAGGACUAUUUGAUCAGGCAGCAAACACAGGUGGAGGGGGCCAUGUGCAGUUGCUCCACCGGGCAAUGGCUCAGCUGACCUACUGUUCCCUCUGUCCUCCUGAUGACCUGGCUGACCGGGGCCUGCUGGGAAUCCCAAGUGCCCUCUAUGCCCAUGAUGCUUUACAGCUUUGGGAGAUCAUUGCCCGGUAUGUGGAAGGGAUCGUCCACCUCUUCUACCAGAGGGAUGACAUCGUUAGGGGGGACCCUGAGCUGCAGGCCUGGUGUCGAGAGAUCACAGAGGUGGGGCUAUGCCAGGCCCAGAACAGAGGUUUCCCUAUCUCUCUCCAGUCCCGGGCUCAACUCUGCCAUUUCCUUACCAUGUGUGUCUUCACAUGCACUGCCCAGCAUGGGGCCAUCAACCAGGGCCAGCUGGACUGGUAUGCCUGGGUCCCUAACGCCCCUUGCACAAUGCGGAUGCCCCCACCCACCACCAAGGAAGAUGUGACAUUGGCCACAGUGAUGGGGUCACUACCUGAUAUCCGGCAGUCCUGUCUUCAAAUGACCAUCACAUGGCAUCUGGGACGCCGCCAGCCAGACAUGGUACCUCUGGGGCAUCACAAAGAAGAAUAUUUCUCAGACCCCCAGGCUAAAGCUGUGUUAAGCCAAUUCCAAACAGAUCUGGAAAACCUGGAAAAUGAGAUUACAGCUCGGAAUGAGCAACUUGACCUGCCUUAUGAAUACCUGAAGCCAAGCCGCAUAGAGAACAGUGUCACUAUCUGAGACCUAAGGUGCCCCCACCUGAAAGAUGUCACAUCAGCUUUAAGACUGCCAUGUCAAUCUUGAAUAUAAUGUUUUCCUAAGUCUCUGUUGCUAAGGCUCUGAUUCCCCCCUCAACUAAACCUUCUAUCAGUAUACCACUAGCCCAGAGAGCACUAAAUUUAAGAGCCAGGCAAUAUUUAGGCCUCAGAGUCCCUGCCACAAUUACUCAGCUCUCCCACUGUAGCACGAAAGCAGGCACAGAUGAUGUAUGUCAGUAAAUUAUUUUAAGUAUGUUCCAAUAAAAAUUCAUUUAUGAUCACUUAGGUAUGAACUUCCAUUAUCACAAAACAUUAGUUUGGGUUUUUGACUAUUUAAAAAUACAAAAAAAAAGUACUUUGCUUGAGAGACAUGCAGAGACCACAGACUGGACUUGGUCCUUAUACAGUAUACUAGCCUAAGCCCCUGACCUUUCUUCCAAAACAUCCAAGAGCAUGUUUGGGGAUACAAAGAGGAGAUUUACUGAAGAAAUUCACUACCUCUGUUAAUUCUCCUUUCCAGGAAUUAGACUUCAUGCUUGGUGGCCAACUCACAGAUUGCUGACAGUUCAUUGACAAUUUUCCCUUCACCCUGACUCCGCUAUUUAGACAUGUACCCCAAACUUCCCUGAAUAGCCCAGAAUAAAAAAUCUUUGCCCCCAAAUGACUUCCUUUUCCAGACAGUCCCAAACAAAAGAUAUACAAAACUCAUAUUUCAAGGCCACUUUUUAGGUCCUUUAAUACCCAGUGAUCUCUUUAUGUUUCCCAGGAUCCAAGUUCUCUUUCACAACAAUUUUGAUAAUACUAUGCACAAAAUAAAUGGGGAAAUACCACAAAGUUA
Molecule: messenger RNA, 2947 nt
Organism: Marmota flaviventris (yellow-bellied marmot)
Lineage: Eukaryota; Metazoa; Chordata; Mammalia; Rodentia; Sciuridae
Gene: Alox12
Product: arachidonate 12-lipoxygenase, 12S type
Biological process (GO): lipid oxidation
Molecular function (GO): oxidoreductase activity, acting on single donors with incorporation of molecular oxygen, incorporation of two atoms of oxygen; iron ion binding; protein binding
Source: RefSeq, a predicted model, not a curated record